Molecule: messenger RNA, 2909 nt
Organism: Pezoporus flaviventris
Lineage: Eukaryota; Metazoa; Chordata; Aves; Psittaciformes; Psittacidae
Gene: ADAMTS15
Product: ADAM metallopeptidase with thrombospondin type 1 motif 15
Exons: 8
Coding region: 20-2824 (934 amino acids)
Biological process (GO): extracellular matrix organization; proteolysis
Molecular function (GO): metalloendopeptidase activity; zinc ion binding
Source: RefSeq, a predicted model, not a curated record
AUGUGAUCCCACCGGGACGAUGCUGCCGCUGCUGCCGCUGCUGCUGUUGGGCUCCCGAGGGCUGAGCCUGCCCCUGGACGACACCGAGGUGGUGACCCCGCUCCGCCUGGACCCGGACAUCAACGGCAGAUCCUACUUCAGGCGGGGGCCGGCAGAGCCGCCCCGGGGGGGGCAGGCGGUGGUUUUCCAGCUCUCGGCUUUCGGCGAGGAUUUCUACCUCCACCUCACCCCCGACGCCCACUUCAUCGCGCCCGCCUUCGCCUCGCAUUACCUGGGGGCCGCAGCCCGGCCCGGCCCUGCCCUCCGGCACUGCUUCUAUUCAGGGGAUGUCAACGCGGACCGGGAGUCCUUCGCCGCCCUCAGCCUCUGCGGGGGGCUCCGGGGGGCUUUCGGCUACCGAGGAGCCGAGUACAUCAUCAGCCCGCUGGCUGCGGGCGCGGCAGGAGGGGAGCAUCGCCUGCAGCGCCGCAGCCCCGGCCGCCCCGUCGGGGCCGGAGCAUCCCGCUGCGCCGUGGGCUCCGGGCUCACCCCCGGCGUGCUGCAGGCGCUGGAUAAGUACCGGGGACGGGGGAAAGGGGGGAAAGGGGGUCGGGCCAAGCGCUUUGCCUCGGUGCCCCGGUACGUGGAGACGUUGGUGGUGGCUGAUGAGUCGAUGGUGAAGUUCCAUGGGGAUGAUCUCCAGCACUACCUGCUCACGCUGAUGGCCACGGCCGCCCGCCUCUACAAGCACCCCAGCAUCCGGAACCCCAUCCAGAUCUCCGUGGUCAAGUUCCUCCUCAUCGGGCAGGAUGACAAAGGGCCCAAAGUGACCGGGAAUGCCGCCCUCACCCUCCGCAACUUCUGUGCCUGGCAGAAGAAGUGGAACAAGGGCAGCGACAAGCACCCCGAGUACUGGGACACCGCCAUCCUCUUCACCAAGCAGGACCUGUGCGGGGCCACCACGUGCGACACGCUGGGGAUGGCGGAUGUGGGUACCAUGUGUGAUCCCAAGCGGAGCUGCUCCGUCAUCGAGGACGAUGGGCUGCCCUCGGCUUUCACCACUGCCCACGAGCUGGGCCAUGUCUUCAACAUGCCCCACGACAACGUGAAGGCCUGUGAGGAGGUCUUUGGCCGGCUGAAGACCAACCACAUGAUGUCCCCUACCCUCAUCCAGAUCGACCGUGCCAACCCCUGGUCAGCCUGCAGCGCUGCCAUCAUCACCGACUUCCUCGACAGUGGCCAUGGAGACUGCUUGCUGGACCAGCCGGCCAAGCCCAUCCCGCUGCCCGAAGACCUGCCCGGGUCGAGCUACAGCCUGAACCAGCAGUGCGAGCUGGCCUUCGGGGUGGGCUCCAAGCCCUGCCCUUACAUGCAGUACUGCGCCAAGCUGUGGUGCACGGGCAAGGCACGGGGCCAGAUCGUCUGCCAGACCCGGCACUUCCCCUGGGCCGACGGCACGAGCUGUGGUGAGGGGCGCUUCUGCCUCAAGGGCUCCUGCGUUGAGAGGCACAACAUCAGUAAGUACAGGGUGGAUGGUGGCUGGGCCAAGUGGGCGCCCUAUGGGCAGUGCUCGAGGACGUGCGGUGGAGGGGUGCAGCUGGCCAAGCGGGAGUGCACCCACCCCGUGCCUGCCAAUGGGGGCUCCUACUGCGAGGGCAUCCGCGUCAAGUACCGCUCCUGCAACCUGGAGCCCUGCUCUGCUGCAGUGCCGGGAAAGAGCUUCCGUGAGGAGCAGUGUGAAGCCUUCAACGGAUACAGCCACAGCACCAACCGCCUCACCGCAUCCGUCUCCUGGGUCCCCAAAUACUCCGGUGUCUCCCCCCGGGAUAAAUGCAAGCUCAUCUGCCGAGCCAAUGGCACCGGUUACUUCUACGUGCUGGCACCCAAGGUUGUGGACGGGACCCCUUGCUCCCCAGACUCCACCUCGGUCUGCGUGCAGGGCAAAUGCAUCAAAGCGGGUUGUGAUGGGAAGCUGGGCUCCAAGAAGAAGUUUGACAAGUGCAGUGUCUGCGGAGGAGACAACAAGAGCUGCAAGAAGGUCUCAGGCUUGUUCACCAAACCCAUGCAUGGCUACAACUUCGUGGUGGUCAUCCCCGCGGGAGCCUCCAACAUCGACAUCAGGCAGCGGGGCUACAAGGGGCUCAUCAGCGACGACAAUUACCUGGCGCUGAAGAACGGGCAGGGCAAGUACCUGCUCAACGGGCACUUCAUCGUGUCCGCAGUGGAGAGGGACCUCAUGGUGAAGGGCAGUGUCCUGCGGUACAGCGGCACCGGCACCGCCGUCGAGAGCCUCCAGGCCUUCAAACCCAUCCAGGAGCCCCUGACCCUGGAGGUGCUGUCCGUGGGGAAGAUGACCCCUCCGCGGGUGCGCUACUCCUUCUACCUCCCCAAGGAGAGCAAGGAGGACAAAGGCUCCUAUAGGAAGGAGGGCAGGACCCCGCCGGACCUCAACAACAGCGUCCUCAGCCUGUCCAACCGCUUGGACGGGGGGAGGCCAAGCUACAAACGUCCCUCCUACAAGUGGGCAGCGGGCGGAUGGGAAGCGUGCUCCGUGACCUGCGGCGAUGGGAUGCAGAAGCGCUCCGUGGCUUGCCAGGACUCCUACGGGCAACCCGCGGCCGAGUGCGAUGCUGCGCAGCGCCCGGCUGAGGUCCGGCUCUGCGGGGAGCCCUGCCCCAUCUGGGAUGCUGGACCGUGGUCCCCCUGCUCCAAAAGCUGCGGUCGUGGGUUCAAGAGGCGGGCGCUGAAGUGCUCGGUCCCAACCGGGCGCCUGCUCCCGCGGGAGAGCUGCAAUUCCCGCAGGAAGCCGCAGGAGCUGGAUUUCUGCACCUUGAGGCCGUGCUGAGCUGGAUGCAGGGGUGCUGCGUGAGGAAGGGCAUGGUGCUCCUCCGGCUGGGGAUGGGGGAGAUGUCCAUAGCACAUAGAAAACG